This is a messenger RNA of Bombus impatiens (common eastern bumble bee), 1489 nucleotides long. RefSeq lists its product as uncharacterized. The record is from RefSeq and is a predicted model, not a curated record. Bases 1 to 1035 code for a protein of 344 amino acids. The transcript is spliced from 3 exons. Gene Ontology annotation, biological process: intracellular signal transduction. Lineage: Eukaryota; Metazoa; Arthropoda; Insecta; Hymenoptera; Apidae.
AUGGAGGUACUGAUCGACUGUUACUUCGACAAGCUGUUCGCUGAAAUGGAACGCAGUUGCUUGGCCUCUCGAUACAAACGUCGCGAGAUGGUUGGCUAUUUUUCAGAUGUGAUAAAUAGCUGUUCGGCAGCAGAAAACAUAGAUAAGCAAGACGUCUGCGAGAGGAUAGUAAUGUCUGCCCUUCGCUAUCACAACAUCGCAAUGAUGGAAAAUGGCUAUGUGUGCCUUCUCGGCAAGUUCCACAACGUGCUCUAUGUGGCAGCGAAACUUUGUUUCGACUGGAACCUGAACAACAACGAGAUCGUCUCCAGACUACUCAAUGACAUAUUCUACUGCGAGAAAACGUUCGAGCGUAUUUUGGUGGGGGCCAUAUUCGGUACACGAGUGACUCACUUCCUGUCCGGUUGGAAAAGCGACUUCGAGGAUCGCGAAGAGAAUCUUCGAGCUCUAAUGUAUUUCUUGCAUCACGCUACAGUCGGAAGACUCGAGUAUCGUUGCGCGUCUUCGCCCGAUAAACGACGAUUCAUUGACGUUCCUAUGGAGUCUUAUGGGCAGGCGUUGCCCUUGAGAGUGGCCAUUCAACACGGCUCUCCGGAUAUUCUUUUGAUCAUGCUCCGUUACGGGGCCUCGGUCGAGUCUGACAAAUUGGCUCCCUCUCCGCUCGAGAUGCUCUUGAACAAGCUGAGCGAGUACGACGCUCAACCUGGCCAAGAUCAGAUUGUGUUCCCAGAACACUUGCUACUUUGCUUGAAACUCGUGCUGAGAACCGUGACGACUGCCUUCGUGAAGACGCCUGGACACAUAGCCGAGCAGAGCGGCAUUUUCAGCGUUUCCAUUUACGAACAGUACCCAACUCUGGUCGAGCAGAAGUUGGUGCCGCCGGAGAGAAGUGGCAUGAGUCCGCCGGAACUGAGGCAUCUUUGUCGUUGUCGCAUCCGAGAGACUUUGUUCGAGAACUGGGCGUUGCCGCAUGGGAUUCAGAAGCUUCAAAUCCCGGAGUCGUUGAGGAAUUACUUGGACCUUCUCGGUGAUUGAGGAUACUGUGCAGAGGUGGUUACCCCUCAUGGCUGAAUGGGCUUAGACUUUAAUCAUUGGGAAGAUAGGCUUUUUGGAAAUUGAUCUGUUUCGUGCGAAAAUGGAUUUAGUAAGUUUCAAUGAAUUUUCGAACUCUUACGAUCGGUGCCUUAUAAUAUGCGUAUAAUGAUUGUUUUUUUAACUUCAGCUUUUCAAGUUACUCAAAGUGUAUUUGAACCUUUCCGAAUUAUCCGUGUACGUGCUGUAUGUGUUGUGUGUGUUGCAUAGAUAUAAGUUAGGACAUUUUUAGUUACGUAUAAAGUGACCUUAAGAUAUUUGAAAAUCCAAAUAUUACGUGUAUUCUACGCGAUAAUGUGUUUGUCUGAAAUAAAAUAAAAUUUAUCAAAUAUAGUUUAAGGUAUCAAAGUUUAAAUUUCAUGUGUACAAAUUACAGAACUCGUAAUAUUUUCCUUCG